AUGGCAGCUUAUAGAAAUGUACAGUCUGGAUCUGUACAGGGCUUUGAGACUACAAAAGGAAGUGAGAAGACAAAGUCCAGCACCUUAAAGCGGCAACCAUGUCCUGACUGGAGCAAAGCUGAUCUCCUAAGACUGCUGAGCUAUUUUGAGGGGGAGCUUCAGGCGAAGGAUAUCAUUAUUGCAACAUUGAAGGCUGAAAAGGCAAAACAGUUACUGUAUCAGGCAAAGUAUGGAAGGUUUGGUCUAGGAGAUCCAUUCAUUGCGCUGCAGCGGGAUGCCGAGGGUAAGAAUGAUGCCAGCUUUGAUGAAGCAGCCAUUAAGUCCAUGUACGAUAACCAGCUGGCGCAGUUGGAGAACCUGAUAGCCACUCAGAGAAAAGCACAGCUGAAAAUGAGGGAACAACUGGGCAACUCGGAAAAGAGAUUCCACAAGGUAUGUACAGAGCUGGAGGAGGAGAAGCAGAAACAUGCUCAAGACACGGCUCAAGGAGAUGAUGUCACUUACAUGUUGGAGAAAGAGAGGGAACGAUUGAAAACAGAGAUUGAUUUUGAAAAGAACCAGAACAAGAAGCUGGAAAAAGAUCUGAAGAAAACUUUAGCAAGCUUAGAAGAGGAGAGAGCGAAUGCUGCAAGGCAUAAACAAGUAGCAAUUAUGCUGAUCAAGGUAUUGUACAAACCCUCUUGUCUAUUUCUGCGUGAUGAAAUGGAAACUGCCCUAAAAGAUGGAAAAUCCAAAAUGCAAAACAUGGCUGAAGGUUUAGCUGAGGAAAGUAAAAAGUCUCUGAAAAUGGAAGCGGCUAUAGAAAAGCAGACCUCAAAGUUUGAUGCAGAGAGGGAGGCUUUGCGGAUCCGUCUUCAAGAAGAAGAGAAGCAGACAGUGAUGUUGAGAGGAGAGGUGGCCCAGCUGUUGAAACAAGUGGAAGCUCUACACCAGCACCAGCAGCAGAUCCGCAAUAGUGGAUCCUCACCAAGCAAUAUACAGGUGAGGUCUUCUGUGUCUCCAUCCAGAGCAGCCAGCCCAUCCAUCUCAGUCCGAAGUGGAGCUACGUCGCAGCCAUCAGGCUCAUCCACGUUAUACUCCAUCACCCCAAGUUUUGGCACCAGUCCGCCUCAGCCUUACCUCCCCAUGUCUAUAACCACAGCUGGUGGAGUCAGGCCAACAGGUUUGUCGCAGGUUCUGGGAAGUGCAAACAGAACGUAUGCACAGCCAGGCCCCAGAGUGAUUGACAGUGGCCGGGUUGGAUCCAGUUCACCAGAGAGCGAGGUUAUUUAUAGGUCAGAAAAUGCUUCUGCUGCAGGAAGUAUUGCCUGGAGAGGCUCAUCUCCAGGGUUGGUGAAAAUAGGCCCCCCAACUGCACUGGUGACAGAUCAUGCAGAGAUGGACUUGGGACCAGCAGCUAGAGUCAGUGUUUCCCCAGGACUAAAUGCACCAGUUCAUGCUGGCAACAAAACACUGCAUGCUGGAAGCAGCCCUCAAGCCACUCCCUCAUCUCAAAUGAGGAAAUCACCAGGCUUUGGCUCCCCAGCAGUCUCGCCACUUGGCCGAGGAGUACCACCACCCAUACCUCCUAACAAACCAAACUUUGUUGCCCCGGGCCCCACCGGGGGCAGACCUUCCCUUCCAAAGGUUUCAGUGGUUGGACCUAAUGUGGUUGUUCAGACAGCUGGCAGAGACAUAUUCUCGGGUCAGUAUUCUCAUGCUCCUGCCAAAUCGCCAUCACAGCACCCUCCACGUGCGGUUCAGAUUCCUAUAAAUGUGGUUAGUAGUUCAGCACCAUCCGGCAGCCCACCUAAACAUGGGGGAGCCAUUGCUAAUGUCCGCACUCAAGUUCGGGAGACAUCUCCGUCUGCUGUGAGAAAAACUUCCCAAGU
Molecule: messenger RNA, 1871 nt
Organism: Candidula unifasciata
Lineage: Eukaryota; Metazoa; Mollusca; Gastropoda; Stylommatophora; Geomitridae
Source: the annotation of a GenBank genome assembly